ACAUUUCAUUGAUUCUAGCUUGGCUCAUCAACGCUCUCAGAUUUUGUUGUUGUUGUCACCUCACGCUCGCGUGCUGGGAGAGACGCGUCAGUUUCGCGAUGCGUUGUUUCAUCAUGUUGUACCGAUCCAUGUCGAUUACCCGAAAUGCGCCUUGCACUUCCACCAUGUCCGGUCGACGCCUAGAAUUGUACAUGCAAAGACACGAGAAUAGCUCGGCGAAGAUACUGGAUGCAUCCAUGAUGCUGUUUUACGCCUUCACAGCAAUAGUCAUGGAAACAGGCAAGCACCAAACUAUAUAGCAGCGCGGCCUUGAUGUCGUCUUCCAGACGUGCCAUCCACAAGUGUCUCAAAUUGAACAAAGAACCUCUUCCUCUGCGGUUUAACAACCCAAAUCACUGUCUCCACCGCUCCAUUCGAGCGACGAAGAAUGUUUGCCUGGCUCUUUCGUUCCAGACCCACCCCUCUCGAGCUCGCUAUCCAGAAAGAUAACCUCGCAACGCAGAUCGCGAACCUUGAACACCAGCGCUCCCAGGCUCAGACCGAGAUCAAUGCUCUCCUGCCCGCAGCGGCCCGCGAAGCCAAUCUCACACGCGCCCAAGCGCACAAGGCCAUGCUCCUUCGCAAGCGCAUCGUCCACAUCGAUGGCUGUAUCAUAGCAGUACAAGACGCGCUCCACAGUAUCGACUCAAGAGAGACAAGCGCAGAGACGGUGGAGGCAUUGAGCGCGGCGACCAGGGUGUUGAAGGAGAUGCAGAAGGGCGAUGACUGGAUGAGGGGGGAGUUGGAGGAAUUUGAGGAGACGCGGGAUAUGGCAGAGGAGGUGAGUACACUUUUUGGGGGAAGUACAAAGGACGAAGAAGAGGACAUAGAUGUCAAGAGGGCGUUUGAGGAGAUGGAUUUGGAUAUGGAGCGAGCGGAAUAUUGGGAUAAGCAUAGCGAGCAGAUGGGUAAGAGCGGAGGGGUGCGUAUAGCAUGGAAGAAGGUGACCGGGGACAAUGGAUACGCGGCGUUUGAACAGAGGAUCGAGCAAGAUACGGAAACGGAGUAGUGGCGGGAUAGCUGGUACGGUUGAUUCAGAGUUCGGUUUCCAAACAGUCGGCAUUUCCAUUGAAACAUUUCAAACGUACAUCCUUUUGAACAUGAUGCAUUGCCCCAGUUGUUUUUUAUACUUUUGGGAGUACAGCCGGCCUCAGGCCAAGUAAACUUGUUCAAUCAAUGAUUCC
Dothidotthia symphoricarpi CBS 119687 is the source of this 1223-nucleotide messenger RNA. RefSeq lists its product as uncharacterized. The record is from RefSeq and is a predicted model, not a curated record. Lineage: Eukaryota; Fungi; Ascomycota; Dothideomycetes; Pleosporales; Dothidotthiaceae. The transcript has a single exon. Gene Ontology annotation, biological process: vacuolar transport. Bases 428 to 1048 code for a protein of 206 amino acids.